Messenger RNA from Perca flavescens (yellow perch), 1263 nucleotides. RefSeq names its product dystrotelin-like. The transcript is spliced from 9 exons. The record is from RefSeq and is a predicted model, not a curated record. Lineage: Eukaryota; Metazoa; Chordata; Actinopteri; Perciformes; Percidae. Bases 83 to 1210 code for a protein of 375 amino acids.
GUCCGUCAGUCAGAACGUCCGGCACGCCGUCCGCUGCCACGCCUGCAAGAUCCGACCAAUCACAGGCCUCCGUUACCGCUGUAUGAAGUGUGUGAACAUCCAGAUGUGUCAGAGCUGCUUCCUGACCGACAAACACAAAACUCACCAUCCAAUCAGAGAGCUCCUCACACAGCCGACCUGGAGGGAGUCUCUGUCCUCGUUUGUGCACACCGCCCGUCACCGCCUGUUGCCGCGGCGACCCAGGAAGAGGGCGGAGUCAGAGACUCAGGACAGAGAUGUUUCCCAUGAUGCAUCGCUGCGAGCUGAUUCCCAUGAUGCAUCGCUGCGAGAUGUUUCCCAUGAUGCAUCGCUGCAAGAUGUGUCCCAUGAUGCAUCACUGCGACCUCCAUCCUGCUCGUCCAUAGCUCUGCAGACAGAUGAUGUGACGCCGCCGCAGCUGCAGGCGUCCGUUCUGAUGACUGAAGUCAGAAACCUGCAGAGAGACAGAUGGCUGAUGGAGCAGCAGCUGCAGGCGUUUCGGCUCACCGUCCAAUCAGAGCAGGGCAUCCUGGAGGACAGGUGCUCGGACAUGGAGGUUACCAUGGAAACGCUGAGAGAACACAACCUCCGUCUGCAGCGAACCCUCUCUCAGGCUCUGAACAAGAUGGAGGCUCAACAUCACGGCGACAACACGCCACAGAGCGCCAACACGGUGACCACGGCGACCACGGAGGACACGGUGACCAUGGCGACCACGGAGGACACGGUGACCAUGGCUACCACACAGAGAGAAACCUUCACGCCGACUUCAGACUCUGAGAGAAACACAGAAGAAGAAGAAGAAGAAGAAGAGUUUCUGAAGACAGAGGACGAGUGGAGCGAGGAAGAACUACAAACUCCAUCUCCCACGAUGCACCGGGACGCGUCUCCGUCACAGGACUCUCCCUGUGGAGAGGAAGAGGGGGCGGAGCCACAGAGAGAGGGGGCGGAGCUACAGGAAGGAGAGGACAGCUGUGUGGGUGAAGCAGAGGAUUCUGGGACGUGGAGUCCAGAGGAGCUGCUGCAGGAGACUGUGGAGACACUGAAGACAGAGCUGCAGACAGACAGGAGGACAGAGAGACAGACAGGUGGGAGGAAGGGGGCGGAGCUUCUGCAGGCGGCCAAUCAGGUGGGAGACUCUCUUCACUGGCUGGCAGUCGCCGUGACAACAGACACACAUUUUGGGUUAUAAAAAGCGUUUAUUGUCACCAUGGAUAUUUAAAUACAGACGGUAAAUAAUAAAAU